Molecule: messenger RNA, 1436 nt
Organism: Rhododendron vialii
Lineage: Eukaryota; Viridiplantae; Streptophyta; Magnoliopsida; Ericales; Ericaceae
Exons: 2
Coding region: 212-1201 (329 amino acids)
Source: RefSeq, a predicted model, not a curated record
GGGCUGUUACAUUUAUGUGGAACCUGUAAUUGCGGUUUACCCAUUGAAACGUCCCCUCUCUCCCUCCCACUAAUUUCUCUCUCUCUCUCUCUCCACCUUUGGGUUUCUUGUGUAUUCUUUCUUUGUGUAAACAUCUACGCCUCCUCCUCAUCAGAUUCUAUUCCCCUUCUCUUCCACUUCCAAGGGACAGGGUUUCAACAAUUCAAUCAAGAUGGAAGGCGACGCCGGCGGUGAAUUCCAGGACUGGGAGGUGCUACAUAGCACCAACUCCUCCUCUGACGAGGCCAACUCAAUUACCUCUUCCGACUCAGUCGAAAUUACCAUGACUAGGGUUUUGGAGGAGGGUCUCGAUGUUGAUGUUGAUGGUGGGUCCCAAGGUAUGAUUCAACCCGAUUACUUCUCUCUCGAUAGCGGUACCAAGUAUGCAAGUAAGGAGGAGGGCUCUGUUGAGUCUGAUACUCCGAGUUGGAUCGAUCCCGAGUCGGAGACUCCGGGUUUAGCGAAGGAAUCGGGCGAGUUUUGGCCCGAUUCUGGCAGCGACAGGUCGGAGGAUCAUAAGUUUGGCGAAUUCGAUGGUAAACAGGAAUUCGGUUUUGUUGGAAAUGCGGGAAAACAAGUGGGUUUUGAAGGGAUUGGAGAAAUUGGAACUGGUGGUGAGGAUUUGGGGAGGUUCUGGUCUGAUUCUGGUGGGAUUGUGCGGAAUUCGAUGGAAUUUGGCAGUUUGGAACAGAAUAUUGAUGUGGGGAUUGGCGGUAAAGCGAAUUCCGGUGAAGAGUCGGAGAUUUUGGCGGAAGAGAGUAGGGGAGAUGGUGGAGAUGUGAAUUCUGGUGAUAAAGAAAGUGUUGUCAUAGGAGCAGUGAAUAAGAGUGGUGAGGGAGAGAAGAGGAGUGUUGUGUGGUGGAAGGUUCCAUUUGAGUUUUUGAAAUUCUGUGCUUUCAGGGUUAGUAGCCCUGUGUGGACUUUGUCGGUGGCUGCGGCGGUCAUGGGGUUUGUUAUGUUGGGCCGCCGGUUGUAUAAGAUGAAGAGGAAGAGCCAGAGCUUGCAGCUCAAGGUUACCAUGGAUGAUAAGAAGGUAUCUCAGUUCAUGACCCGCGCUGCACGGCUGAAUGAAGCUUUCUCGGUGGUGAAACGGGUCCCAGUCAGACGACCGGCUCUGCCUGCAGCUGGGGUGACUCCAUGGCCUGUGAUGAGUUUGAAAUGAGAUUAAGCUUCUGGAAAAUGGGGAGAACAAGGGAGUUUGUUCGUCAGGUAAGUCUUAAGACGAUAUGGUUCUUGUAUGUUAUUGCUUGUAUAAUCAGUGUGUUGGCUUCCGUAUAUGUAUGCAACUUGAAGUUGUUAAGAUACUUUCGUACUAUCAUUCUAUAGCUCGUGUAUAAACUUGAAACUAGUUUCCCUUGAGUAUUUCUCAUACAGUAUCUCAGUGUUGCUUGUGUAAA